UGUGUGUUUGUGUGUGUUGGCUGUCGUCAGUGUGUCCUUGGGUCCAUAGACAAGCAGCAGGUUAACUAGAGAGACUGGGUUUGACAGCUAUAUAGAAAGACAAACCGGAGUGCAUUUUAAAGAGGAGCACCAAAUACUGUUGUUUUUCUGUUUCUUCCACACACUUUUUCGAACUAAAGAUGGCUUUCUUGCUGAAGAGCAUGAUUGGGAACCCCCUAUCAGGAAUGGGUCUCGGUGGCGGAGGCGACAAAGAGGAGGAGGCCACCCCUUCAGAUCCAGCCAAAGCAGCAGGAAUGACACGAGAAGAGUAUGAAGAGUACCAGAAACAGUUGGUGGAGGAGAAGAUGGAGCGAGAUGCAGAUUUCUUACAUAAGAAGGCCGAGAGGGCAACACUCAGGGUGUGCCUCCGAGAAAAAUACAGACUUCCAAAGAGCGAGCAGGACGAGAACAUGAUCGAGAUGGCCGGGGACGACGUGGACGUCCCGGAGGAGCUGCUGAAGAUGGUGGACGAGGACGCCACGGAGGAGGAGGGCAAGGACUCCAUCAUGGGCCAGUUUCAGAACUUGCAGAACAUGGACAUGGACCAGCUGAAGGAGAAGGCCUCGGCCACCGUCACCGAGCUCAAGAGCAAAGCGGAGGAGAAGUGUUCCGUUAUGUGAAUAUGUGUUUCGAACCGUGACGCCACACGAAACCGAUGAGAAGAGGGAGAGUUUUCAGCUCUUUGUGGGAAUCUAUCGACCGAGCUGAGGUUUUCAAACAGUCAGGGACUCGGUUACAAUAGAAACCACAGUUAUCAUCCUUCUGUGCGCUGAACAACUUUAUGUAUUGACGUCUAAAGCGCAGCAUUGUGACAAACGCUGUAAAUGUCCCUGGUAGCUUAAAUUGAAUCAUAUCCACAACAAUAAACACAAUCAGAUUUGUUCAGGGUGUCCUGAGCUUUGUUAUUAUUUUGUUUUUGUUUUUGUUUUUUUUUUUCUUUUUCGUGUUCAAUCCCACUCACAGCUUCACCUUCACAUCCCUUCAGUCACCACAACACACUAAAAAAAAAAAGGUUCUCAUAUUAUACUCACUUUUUUUUCAUUAUUGUAAAAAUGAGACAAUUAAGUGUGAUUUUUUUUUUUUUUUUUUUUUUUUGGGGGGGGGGGGGGUCGAGACUUGCUUCCAAACCUUACUUAUAAUUAACAGUCCUUCCCCGUCUGAAUGUGUCUAUUUCCCUUUUUGGUUUGUUUGUUGGUGAUUGUAGACCUUUAUCUUUUUUUGUAUGUGGUAUUUCAAUUAAUCAUGAUGGUUAUAGGUUCGUCUGGUUAAUCAAUCAUCUGGUUAGUUUUUUUUUUUUUUUCUUUUAAUGCUAUUAUAAGUCUUGACAUGUUGACUUAUUCCGUAAUGUUCACGUUUAAUACU
Sphaeramia orbicularis (orbiculate cardinalfish) is the source of this 1401-nucleotide messenger RNA. It is a transcript of the gene cplx4a, whose product is annotated as complexin 4a. The coding region runs from base 180 to 659 and encodes 159 amino acids. The record is from RefSeq and is a predicted model, not a curated record. NCBI's taxonomy places the organism in Eukaryota, Metazoa, Chordata, Actinopteri, Kurtiformes, Apogonidae. Gene Ontology annotation, biological process: neurotransmitter transport; regulation of neurotransmitter secretion; synaptic vesicle exocytosis. The transcript has 3 exons. Gene Ontology annotation, molecular function: syntaxin binding. Gene Ontology annotation, cellular component: terminal bouton; SNARE complex.